Stegastes partitus (bicolor damselfish) is the source of this 1731-nucleotide messenger RNA. RefSeq names its product G protein-coupled receptor 31 (gene gpr31). Gene Ontology annotation, cellular component: membrane. Gene Ontology annotation, biological process: G protein-coupled receptor signaling pathway. The transcript is spliced from 3 exons. Gene Ontology annotation, molecular function: G protein-coupled receptor activity. The record is from RefSeq and is a predicted model, not a curated record. NCBI's taxonomy places the organism in Eukaryota, Metazoa, Chordata, Actinopteri, Pomacentridae. The coding region runs from base 145 to 1170 and encodes 341 amino acids.
UUUGCCCUGAACACUGAAAGAUUGCUUCCAGACCUGGUACUGACUAUAAAAAAAACAGACCUUUGGAAGGCAGAAACGCAGGCAAGGACUGAAAGAAGGAUUCAAAGAAACUUGUUUGGCGGGAUUUUUCUGUUUUGUUUGGAAAUGUCUGUGACUGCUCGAAUGGCAUUUGUCAAUGGAUCGGGGUACCAACUCAUUGAAGACUGUGAUGCCACUCACAAGGCGCUGUAUAAGUUCUAUGCAGCUGUCAUGAUUGUGAUUUUUAUCUUGGCUUUACCUCUGAACGCAUCGGUCCUUCACCUCUUCAUAUUCAAGCUCAAGUUCUGGAAAUCCAACACCAACAAUGUCUUCCUCUUCAACCUGGUGUUGGCAGACAUUCUCCUGCUCUUCUGUUUGCCGAUAAAGGCGCAUAACUUCAUCAACGGAGAGAGGAGGAGCAGCGAUGAAGUCGUCUGCAAAGCUAUGCUCUUCAUGUUGUUUUUAAACCGCGGCGCCAGCAUCGCCUUCCUGACUGUGACUUCCAUUGAUCGAUAUUUCAACGUGGUGCACCCUGGUCGAAAGAAUCUCCUGAGAGCGCUCAAGAAAUCUCCUCAGAUCUCUAUCCUCAUCUGGCUGCUGCUUCUGCCUCUCACCAUUCCCACCAUGCACAAGAACUUUGAGUGCUGCAACAGCCACAAGACCGGCCCAAAAGAAGACACCUUGAUCAAGGAAGUGGUGGACAGCAUGAGAGAGGUGGUCUUCUUCACUCAGAUCCUCAUCCCGUUCAUCAUCCUGGUCUACUGCACCGUGCACAUCGUCAACCGGCUCAGGAAGAAAACAGUCGGAGAUAAAACCAAGCUGAAGAGGGCCGUCUUUCUGGUGAUGUCCGUCAUGGUGGUCUUCUCCUUCUGCUUCCUCCCCUGCACCAUAGCGAGGAUGGUUCUGCUGAUUGUCCGGGUCCAGGAGUUGAGUGAAUCCCACCAGGAUAAGGCUGCUGUGGCCUUCGACGGCCUCAUGGUUCUCUCCUACAUGGACUGUCUACUGGAUCCACUGGUUUACUGCUUCUGUAGCACCAAGUUUAAAGCGCUUUACCUCUCCAACUACUUCCCGUUUCUAGUAAAAGAUGGUCAGGUGCCGAUAGACAGCUCAACAGGAAACACAGUACAGCCUACACACAAUACUGUCAUUUGAAGUGAAAGAAAACAAAGGCUGGGGAGCUGCUGUACAGAAUGUAGGCUAUCGCUGUAUGGACACCUGUUCAACUCAACAGGAGACUGACUGUGUAAUAAUGUACUGACUUCAUGAAAGAGGACUCUGAAGGUAAAGUGUACUGUGAAGAUAAGGUUUAUGAUCUUUAUUUAAAUUGCUAUUAUCCUGAUAUUGUUCAAACAAACAGAAGUACACAUUAUAAAUAGCAGGGGCUGUUAUGGUUUUUGAUGUCACGAGUUUCUGGUAUCAUGAGCUGGCAAAUGAGUAGCAUGUGUUUUUCAGGCCAGUAGAUCUCACACAAUAGUGGCCUGAGGGGUGAAACUGGAAAAUAAGAGCCCGUUAGGGGAAACAUCUGUUUUUCAGUUUGUCUUGGACAGUGAAAUGAGUAGAAACAUUCCUUUCAAGAACAAAAAUCAUAUCUGUCCUAUGAAAUCAUACCAAUCUCAUACAGCCUUUAUCUAAGCCUUCACAGUCAAGCACGCAUAAGUGUUUAGCGCCGUCACUUAAGACUAAAAAAGAUCAGAAAAAUAUUAUCCUGGUACA